UGUUGUUGUUCUUUUCCAAAUUCACAAAAAUUAUGUUAAAAAUUGUAACGGUGUCACAUUACCUCCAUUAAUUAACGAAUCGCAAUAUUUUUUUGAAAACAACUAUAUAUAUAACUGUAACGAAGAGAAAGAGAGAAAGAUUACGCUUUUAAAAUGAGAAAACCUUAACAACGAUUUCAUUUGUGCGAAUAUGGCCAACAGCGAGAGUAUAACGUUAGAAGAUAACCAACUUAAGUGUUUUGAAUUGAAAUACGGUGAUGGAGAUUUAUGCUCCAAAAGGCGAAAGUCUCGCGACAUUUCUCUAAGGGAUAAUGAAUUAGCUGCAAAUAGUAAUCAAUUAGAAAAAGGCCAUGAUGACGAAAUAUGUGAAAAAUGUUUACCAAAUUCUUCCAUAAUCGGAAUUGCCAAAGAGGAUGAUAGUGACAAAUCUACUAGUGAAGCCAAAAAAGAAAAAAAAAAAUGUGCCAAAGAGGAUUCCUUAUUUUAUACAACGAAACCGUCAACAUCAAGUAAAGGUUUUGAUAACACUUUCGCAUUACUUCAAUCUCAGGUGGAAUAUAACAAAGAAAAAUCUUUUAAGAUGCUAAGCAAUAUUAAUGUCAAUCAAAGUUUAUUAGAAAAAUAUUCAUUAACUGAACAAGAAGAAGAAGAUGAAGAUGCAAGAAUGUCAUGUACAUUAUCGGAAUUUGAAAUCACCGAAGGUAUAAACACUCUCAUAAAAGAUGUAAAACAAAGGCAAUCUAUGGAAGCGGCGUUACCAUUAUUAACAUAUUUUCUAAAUUUAGUCUCAAGAUGCCAAACUGAAGAUGCAUUGAAUGCUGUCUCAAAUACUUUAUUAUCUUCGCAAUUGAAAUCACAUGAAAAUUUAAACGGAAAGAUCAUAUAUUAUGCCGCACGAAAACCAGACGGUGUAAUGUCGUUAAAAAUUGUACGGAAUUUACUCAGAUCAGAAGUUUUAUGCGGUAAUCGCAUAAGUCAAAUGACACGAGCGUAUGAUGAUAUUGAAGCCGUUACCCGCCUUUUGGAAGAGAAGGAAAAGGAUUUGGAAUUGACGGUUCAAAUUGGCAAAGAAUUAUUAACGCAAAACAAUGUACUCGAGAAUAAAAUUCUUGAGUUAGAAUCCGAUCUAAAAACAGUUAAUGAAGACCAUGCACAACUUUUACACGAAUUGCGUAAAAAAAAUGAACUUAUUGCUGUACUUACCAGCGACAGUGAUAGCGAAACUCCGACAUAUGCAAAAUCUAUAACCGUAGAACUAUUACAAAAAAAAAUAAACUCUCUUGAAGAUGAAAACAAGUCACUUAAAAUGGAAGCUUCGGAAUUAGUACACCAGACCGAUGCCGUAGAAGCUCACGAACGUCAACUAAUGGACGACAUUACGACGCAAUUAGGAGAUGUGAAUAAACAAUUUGAAAAUCUGAGUCUUGAUUUAGAGCGACAGCGCGAAGAAAAUCGACUACAACAUGAACAGAUCGUUAGCUUAACGGCACGUCUCGCAGAAGCUGAGAUGAGAUUACAUCAACUAACACACGACAACGAUGAGAACGUUACGUUACUGAGUAUCACAAAGGAAAACCAAAAUUCAUUGGCGUUGGAGCUUGUCGAAUUCAAGCAACGAUACCAAGAAGUUCUGGCUCUACUGCAAGAGACUCAAGAGCAAUUGCGAAAAUAUCGAAAGAAGUCUAUGCCACAAGCUCGAAACACGUUUAUGCCUUCGAUGGUUCAUUUACAAUCUGAUUCUUUGCAAUCCGAACUCAUGGAGUCCUCACUUUAUUCGGAAAACAGUCUUGAUUCGGGCAUUUCGAAUGAUAACCUUCGUUUUAAUAAUUCCUCUGGCCAGAUCAUGCCAAAGCUUCUGAAUGAGAUUGGGUUGCCCGCUCUUAAUAAUCCUGUGAUAAGUUCUGCCAACACUUGUGCGUACUCUUCCGUUCCUUUCCCAUCUUAUAAACGCGUUUUUGAUACUAUUAAGUGCGCUAAAAGUGGAACCGUAUCAAACAUUGGUUCGAUGUCAAUGAGUAGCGUGUCUGGGCCUCGCAUGUCAACGAUGAUUUAUGGUGAUAAACAGUUAGAUGAAAAUAAUUUUAAUUCGGAGAAUGCGUUUGCGCUCAGAUCAGCAUCGUGCGAGAGCUUAGCUUCACAAUCAGAAGAUUGCUUUUCCCAACCGUCAGGAGUUCCCGGCGUACCUGGUGCUAAGGAAUUAGAAGCAGCAUUGAAGAGGCUCACCCCUGCCGAAGUGCUUGCGAGACGAGCAAUGCUCUCAUAUGCUCCUGCAGGAACCUAUUCUUACGACGAUAAUCUACCUAUGGCUGGACUUCCCUUAGGAAUACGUACGCCAGAUAGUAUAAUGUCUACUGGUUCUUCGGGUGUAUCGUCAACGAACAUGUCGUCUACAUUACACCAAUGGCGUCUUCCUGAGAAAUUGCAAAUUGUAAAGCCAAUGGAAGGAUCUCAAACAUUGCAUCAUUGGUCUCGCCUGGCGACACCGACCCUGAGUGGUUUAUUGGAAGAGCGUCCAGGAGUUACAAUACGUGGUGGUCGUGGACUUGAAGAACUUGGAUUACAGUUGUACACAUUAAAUGAUAUUGAAGAAGAUGUUCCUGAUGAACUUCCAGGAAAACAAUUCGAAAUUUCAUAUUGUACUUACACAUAUACCACAAGUACAGUUAUGCAUCCUGAUGAUGGUUUCAUCAAUGACGCAUCAUUUCUCUCACAGUCACAAAUGUCCUCACGCAUGGCGUCUACAUCAACAUCUCGGCAGCCAAGUUGUCCACCGACUCCCCGCGCUGGUCUAUCGCGCAAAAAUUCGUGUUGCACUUUUUCUGUCAAUUUGGGUUUAGCAUCCAUGUUGAACGAAAGAGGUAUUAAAGCCGUCACUCCAAGCGCACUUAAUACGCCUGCCGGACCAAAUUUUUCUCCAACAGUGACUCCUUACAAUAGCCCUGAGGAUUCGCCCACGCGCUCUAGGUCUCCGGAACCACUUUUCAAUUUAUUGUCCUCUGGUGCGGACGUUUUUCGGCGCAAAUUGAUUGGUGGUGACGUUGAGCGCAGUCGCACCCAACAGCAAAAGCAGCAAAAAAUUCUGCUUACUCGUCUUGAACGUCGUGCCUUGCGGUCUCUUCGUUUACUUGAAAAAGUUGAGAGCAUUGGUUUGGAAAAUAUAAUUACAACUCAGCCGAACGCCAUGUCUCAACUAACUAGUGGAAUUGCCAAUAGAAGCAUUAGUCCAAUGGCACAACUUACUAGUUUAAAAAAUAUUAAUCCCAAUCCCAAUAGUAACAUCGUUAAGAAUUUGCAUUUUGAUCGUAAUCAGAUCAAAGAUGUGCUUCAAAAAGGAUUGAGUCCACAAACAGCAUUGCCCGUCAAUAAAAAAGUCAAAGAGAAAUCCGAGCAUAAUAAUGAACCUAAAGUAAGCAAUAUAAAUAAAGUUGCCAUUAGUGCUGACGCACAAAGCAAUCCUACCCCAACUAAUUAUCACGAUGAAGCAACUAUUAAUGCACGUAGCAAGCCCGUACACCGACAAAAAUCCCGGCGAAAUCUUAAAAAUGGACAAAGACCUGACUUAGGCACAACUGAAGGUCGCGUGCGAACCGAUUUGGGAAGGGUCUCACCAAGAACCAACAGAAAUCAACAGCAAUCGAGUACUCAACGAGUUGUUAAUGAAAAUGCCGCAGAUAAAUCAUCAUCAACCAGCAAUGAAAGAGAUAAUGAACAAACUCUUACUCAAUCGUUCGUUGGCACAGUAAGCUCUUUAAUAUUUGGCAGAAAGGGGGGUUGGUUAUAAACCCUUCGCACAGACAGACAGGCAGGCAGGCUAUGGAAGAAUAGAAACAUUAAUCAUUUUUACUACAAGUGCUUAACUGCUUAUUAGUUUUGUGAAUAGAAAUAAAACACAUUAAAAUAUUUAAUCCUAAUGUUAUGUACAUAUUGCAACAUCACAAUACUAACAGCACUUAGUUAAUGGACUAUUUUUGUUUUCCAAUUCCCUCUAUUUGCAUUCAGUUUAUGAAACAGUAGCCAGUUACAUUAUAUCCAUCAUUUAUUCCUAAUAUGAGCAUUUAGUUAUAAAAAUAAUGCGAAAAAACAAAAAAAAACAAAUUCCGUUGUGAAAAUUGCAUUGUUUACGUUGAGGAGGUGCAUAUAUUCAGUAAACUUUGUACUUACUUUUGUAUUUCUACUUAAUUUUAAACAACUAUAGCAGAGAAGCACUGAUUUAGUUUUUUUUUUUUUUUUUUUUAUUUUUUUAUUUUUUUUUUUUUUGUAAUUGAUUAUUGCCUUUUAUAUCCACCCACUCAGCAGGUGUGUGUGUGUGUACCUUAACGAUCUCAUUCGAAGGUAUCGGUAAAACGCUCGCGACUCUCUGCAUGCUUUUGAAAACUGUAAAGUACUAGAUAGGGAGUUGCAGGCAAAUGUGGAGAGAAAAUCUUAAAUUAUAAUAAAAAGCUGAAAGAGGAAUGAGUAUACAUACAAGAAGAGUAUACAAGGCUACAACUAUGGAGGGUGUUAAAUAAAAUUCCAUUGAAAUUAUUCUUGAAAUGGAAAGAAUAGUGUUAAACGGGGCAAAUUAGAUGAUAAGGUUGUGUUCAACCUUAUAGGAAUUUCUGAAUAUCUGCACCGAAGUUUCAAUAUACGUAUAAGGGAGACUUUUUGUUUUUCUUAGUUUUGAAAGUAUCAUGAGUAAGUUAGCGGAACACUGUAGCUUAGCUCAAGAUCAAGAUCGUAGGAAGCUCUAGGAAGUUUAGGUUGGUUUCUCUUCUUUUUUUUUUUUUUCUGUAACCUAGAGUGACAUAACCAAAACGUAGAAACAAAUUGCACUUUAGUCGAUGAUUAGCAAAAACCAUUGCUCGUAAACUGCAAUUAGUAUUAGUUUUCUUAGCUGAAGGAAAUUUGUGAGCAAGAUUUUCAUCAAAAUUGAUGUUUUUGUAUUAACACGAUCAAUCGAUGGGGGGGAUCGAGUGUUUGCAUAUAUAUAAAAUCUUAGCAAAGCCACUCU
Glossina fuscipes is the source of this 4990-nucleotide messenger RNA. It is a transcript of the gene milt, whose product is annotated as trafficking kinesin-binding protein milt. The transcript is spliced from 5 exons. Lineage: Eukaryota; Metazoa; Arthropoda; Insecta; Diptera; Glossinidae. Bases 191 to 3781 code for a protein of 1196 amino acids. The record is from RefSeq and is a predicted model, not a curated record.